AUGGACCAGCUGCUGCUUCGGACAGGGUCUGGGGGAUCACCUGGAUACGCACUUGGAUACCUGGAGCAUUGCUCAGAGGAGGUGCCGAGGGACAAACCUUUGUGCCAGGUAGCGGCAGCCAAACAGGGGCUGAAACUGAAGGGGAGAACACAUUUAUUUGCCCUUGUUGAAGUGAGGCGAGCACCUGAGUGUGGCGGAAAUGCAGGAGAACGCGAAAGCAUCGGGGCAGAGCAGCCGCUGGAGGUGCCCGAGCCGUCUCCCCCUUGCCCGCAGGGCCGGAGUUGCCCACCGCCGGCAGCUGACAGGUCCGUGCUGGAGAGUGGGAGAAGGGUCCCUGCUGGCUGCCGUGUCCUGGGUGGGCACAGAGCUCUGACCUUGGCCAGAUGGGCUGUUCGGUUUCUUUCUCACAGGUUUCCGGGUGUUUUGAUCCUGACGUCGCCAAAGCCUCAGGCUUCUCUCCCUGGGCCCUUGCCGUUGCCGUAUCUCUUGGAUGCCGUGCAGAACGGAAUCAGGCAGCCAAGCCUCAGGUUCACCUUCUCCCUCACCCUCUGCGCUGCUCGUGUGGCACAGCAGAUCCUGAAGCCAGAGGAGCACGUGUACAUAAGGGUAAAGAGAUUCCUUCUGUCACACCGGUAUUUGGACCUGAGGAAGGUACCAGGUUUUCUCCAGCUUUUCUACAGUUUUGAUUUUGAGUACAAAACAGCACGAGUGGAUCCUCAGAUUUCUUGGGGAAGGGCUGCGUGACAAACAUUGCUGUGAGCUCUAUGUCUACCAGAGGAUUUUCCGGGUCAUUCUUUCCUUUCUCAGCAGUCCUUUGUGUGACCAGGGCUCCCAGAGUCCUAUUCUGGAGAUACGACAGAGUGCUGCUGCCCGUGUCACCUCUAGAGCUGCCCAUGAGCCGAUAGAGGAUCACAGCCUCCUCUCGUGGGUCCUGCACGGCUUAGAGAAAAGGUUUCUGGAGAACCAGGUGAUAAAUAAAAUGAUUUCCUUACUCCAUCCUUUGUGGCUAAUAAAUUUAGGAGACAAGAGAGAAAACAGGAAUCGAUCCCAGAUGCUGCUGUUGAGAUGGGUAUAUGAUCUAUCUAUCUGUAUAUAGAUAUAUGUAUAUACGUAUAUCUGUGUAGUGAUAAUAAUGGGAGUUUUUAUGAUACGUUGCUUUACUGUCUUAUAUUUUUAAUAAAGUGUGAUUUUAAGUUAUUAGGUAUAACAUUUUAUUCUGCUUAUUGGCUAAAGUAACAUUUUCUUGUAUUUUAUUGGUAUCAAGUAAUUAAUGUUAAUCAUUA
Messenger RNA from Vidua chalybeata, 1283 nucleotides. RefSeq lists its product as uncharacterized. Bases 1 to 744 code for a protein of 247 amino acids. Gene Ontology annotation, biological process: maturation of 5.8S rRNA from tricistronic rRNA transcript (SSU-rRNA, 5.8S rRNA, LSU-rRNA); maturation of LSU-rRNA from tricistronic rRNA transcript (SSU-rRNA, 5.8S rRNA, LSU-rRNA). The record is from RefSeq and is a predicted model, not a curated record. NCBI's taxonomy places the organism in Eukaryota, Metazoa, Chordata, Aves, Passeriformes, Viduidae. The transcript has 11 exons. Gene Ontology annotation, cellular component: nucleolus.